Messenger RNA from Phytophthora nicotianae INRA-310, 1383 nucleotides. RefSeq lists its product as hypothetical. Lineage: Eukaryota; Oomycota; Peronosporomycetes; Peronosporales; Peronosporaceae. The transcript has a single exon. The record is from RefSeq and is a predicted model, not a curated record. Bases 1 to 1383 code for a protein of 460 amino acids.
AUGCAGUCGUGGAACGUCAUGAGGCAAUGCCGCCCUUUUGUGGUUGCCGGUGAAGGUCUUCGACUCGCUGACGAAGGCAACCAGACCGCAGACAGAAAGACAAACGCUGGCGAUGUACUGCAUAUGCUCCCCGUUGACGUGUUCGCGCAGCGUGUUGCUGGGUCGAACCGCCGCUCAAUGUUCGUCGGCUCAACGCCACAGGAACAGAACAUUACUGCUGCCAAUGAGGCUGCAGUGGUAGCAUUUCUGGUGAAAUACUUUUACGCUCUUGGCGACCACGAAAGAGCCAUCAAGUUCUUUGAAAGUUACAGCCGCGACCGCAUGAAUUGGCUGAAGGAGCGAUCCGCAGUAGAAGCGGGAGCUGGUGGGUUCCCUCGAGCAUCCAAAACUCUCUCAUCUUCUGUGUCAGGUUUUGUGCGCGCCACUCGCUUGUGGGCCCCUGCACGUAGCGCGUAUCUGGAGUUACUUAUGGCAAAGCAUAACUACCACAAGAUCGCCCAAUUCGCUCGACAAGAUACUCGCAAUUUGGAAACUGCCUGUGAGUCCGCGAUGACCGCGGCAUCGCUGCUUAUCGGUUGUCGGAAGGGAAAAGAUAGCACAUUGGCUCGACUAGUCAUUGAGACAAUGGCGCAGAAGAACCCGGUAUCGGUACUCCCGCUGCCACCUUACGAACUUGCCAUUAAGGCCGCAAUACAGAAGAAGAACCGCAGCGAAAGCGACCUUGAAAAUGCGCUUUGGAUUGCUCGCGUGAUGCAGGAUGAUGCCGCGUAUGUGCUCCACCCUGAUCUCUGGUUCGCACUCUUUAACACUAGCUUACAUCUGAAGCAAAAAGACCGUGCACUGUCCUUUGCGCUUGAGACCUUCGGCUUGCACUCGAAGAACUUCACGGCGCUGUACCAGGGUCCAUUCCGCCGAGCGCUACGUAAAGCGUGUCGACUAAAUCGAUCUGAUGUUGUGAUGGGUAUGAUGCGCGAGUGGCUGGCUGCUGCCGAUGGUGUGGAUGCAGAGGCGAAGACGCAAGUGCUGGGGUUUGUGCUGCGGGAAAUGCUGUAUCGUGGCUUUCCCAUGUCGAGUAUUACCGAGUUGCUCGAUGUUAUGGAGUCUUUCCACAUCGAGACAAGUCGCGUCAUGCUCCAGCGAAUUGUAAGGACGAUUCUUGACGACGCCCAUGAGACUCGUUCACCCCACGAAUCUAUGAAGAGUUCGCUUGAGUUUUGGAAGACGCAUACCAAUGUGCAGAACCCAGUUUACGUCAUGUACGUGCUCAUCCAACAGUGUCUGGAACGCGGCUGGUUCGAUGAAUGCGAGUUGGUAGUGAAAGAGAUUGCAAAGCGACGAUUCCUAGCGGUUCAUGCAACAGCGUCAUCGCCAUCAUGGAUAUGA